Molecule: messenger RNA, 987 nt
Organism: Neoarthrinium moseri
Lineage: Eukaryota; Fungi; Ascomycota; Sordariomycetes; Amphisphaeriales; Apiosporaceae
Exons: 3
Coding region: 1-987 (328 amino acids)
Biological process (GO): carbohydrate metabolic process
Molecular function (GO): hydrolase activity, hydrolyzing O-glycosyl compounds
Source: RefSeq, a predicted model, not a curated record
AUGAAGUCCACACUGAUCAUGCUCCUCGCGCCGUUGGCCGCCCUCGCGGUACCAACUGGCGAACUCGCCGAGCGCCAGUCUUCCACCAGCAUCGAUGCUUUGAUCAAGGCCAAGGGGAAGCUGUACUACGGCACUUGCACAGACCAGAACCGGUUGUCGACGGGCAAGUCGGCGGCGGUGAUCCAGGCCGACUUCGGACAGGUGACACCUGAGAACAGCAUGAAGUGGGACUCGACCGAGAGCAGCGAGGGCAAGUUCAACUUCGCCGGCGGAGACUAUCUGGUCGACUGGGCCGUCAAGAACAACAAGACCAUCCGUGGCCACACCCUGUGCUGGCACAGCCAGCUGCCCGGCUGGGUCAGCAACAUCCGGGACAAGACAAAGUUGACCAGCGUCCUACAGAAUCACGUCACGACGCUUGUGACACGGUAUAAGGGAAAGAUCCGGGCCUGGGAUGUUGUGAACGAGAUCUUUAACGAGGACGGCUCCCUGCGCAACUCAGUCUUUUCGAGUGUGCUGGGCGAGGACUUUGUCCGCAUCGCGUUCGAGGCCGCUCGCAAGGCCGACCCUGACGCCAAGCUCUACAUCAACGACUACAACCUGGACAGUGCCAACGCCGCCAAGGUGACCACCGGCAUGGUCGCCCACGUCAAGAAGUGGCUCGCCGCGGGCGUCCCGAUCGACGGCAUCGGCUCACAGGCCCAUCUUUCAGGCGGCCAAGGUAGCAACGCCGCUGCCGCGCUCAAGGCCCUGGCUGGUUCCGGUGUCAAGGAGGUCGCCAUUACCGAACUCGACAUCCAGAAUGCGCCGUCGGCCGACUACGCCGCUGUCACCAAAGCUUGUCUUGACCUCGCCCAGUGUGUUGGUAUCACCGUCUGGGGAGUCAGGGACCCUGACUCCUGGAGAGCCAGCACGAACCCACUUUUGUUCGACAGCAGCUACAACCCAAAGGCUGCGUACAAUGCCGUUGUGAGUGCUCUGCAGUGA